AUGAGCGACACCGAUAGCGACAAUGACAUGGACUGGGAGGAAGUUGUCCCUUCUCAAAUUGCUGCCCAAACAAUUGUCAUUCAUCCACCCGAAGAAAGCGCAUCGCUCCAGAUUACUAUCCAAGCCCCGCUGUCUGGCGGAAAACAAGCCCAGACUCACGCUAAACGAGAGAAAACCAAGGCUGAAUCCCUUAAUCGCUUCAUUCGAUUGCAGGCACAUCGCUUACAUACAAUCGCACUUCUUACCAACGCCACCAUCCGAAAUUGGUGGGCAAACGAUGAACUGCUUCAUGCGCGACUUAUGUCUUUGACCCCUUUAUCUCUGCAAACACCCUUCGCGAUAAUUACUCCCCGAAAUCAACCUGAUCGCCAGCUUCGGGGUCGCCAGUUCGAAGCUGCAUUGACUCGACUUGUUGGUUGGUGGUCUACUCGCUUCCUCGUUAAUCACGAACUCGGGAUCAGACAUCAGUCCUUCGAUGAAACUGCUGCGAAGGCGUCUCGUGAUGCAAAAGGCAAGGGCAAAGCAAAAGCACAGGAUGACUCAGAGGAUGAGUUGUACGGUGAAGAUCGCAUCCGAAGCGCAAAAAGCCUCAUGAAACAUGCACUUAUGAUGAAAGGCUCCCGCGACAGUAGCGCGCAGCUCUUCACUGCGCUGUGUCGUGCUCUUGGACUGCCUGCCCGGCUGGUGGUUAGCUUGCAAUCCGUUCUAUGGCGAACGGACAAACGGAAGCCUUCGGAAAAGGAGUCCCUUCAUGCGAACAGAUUGCGCCAACAGGCUCGUAAGAAGGAAAAGGAUGCACAAAUCGAGGCAGCACAGGCUUCUAUGGUUGCCUCAUCAGCACGAGACAUUGGAAGCUCCUCAGGGCAACAGGCUUCUCCGUCCCCCAUGAGCAAGGAGAUUGAGAUAAGUGACGCAGAUAUGGAAGGGGCUCUUACAUCUUUGAAUGUUGAUGGUAAAAAUAAGGGAAAGGGCAGAGACAUGUUUCCUGGUGAAGGGAAUACGUUUGCAGGAGCUACAUCUCACACGGAAUCGAGCAAUCAGACACCAACACCACUAUCGAAACCGCCAAUUCGCCUUCGGAAGAGCCGUCCGACUGGGCGCAGGCUUGGUGGUUUACCAAAACAACGCAAUAUAUCACGGGAAGAAUCAUCGCCAGUGUUCUGGACAGAAGUAUAUUCAAGACCUGACGGCAGAUGGUUACCAGUGGAUCCCAUACAUAACCAUGUUGACAAGAGAAAACGCUUUGAACCUUUGUCUAAUGACAAAUUUAAUCAUAUGUUAUACGUUGUUGCGAUAGAAGAAGACGGUUACAUUCGUGAUGUUACCCAGCGCUACGCGAAGAAUUUUGGAACAAAAAUCGUUAAGGAAAGGCGGACUGGGAUGGGGAAGAAGGACUGGUGGGACAGUACUGGUAAGUUUUCCAACCACCCAAACGACAAUGUCCCAAAUGUUAAAAUUCAGCAACGCGAUGAUGCGGAAGACGAGGAGUUCGAACAUAUGCAAGAGCUGGAAGGAAUGCCUAGUUCAAUAAGUGGUUUCAAGGAUCAUCCCUUGUAUGUUCUGGGGCGACACCUGCAUCAAGACGAAGUCAUUUACCCUCUUACGCAAAUCGGAACGUUUCGAGGCGAAUCUGUGUAUUCCCGUGCAAAUGUCACUUCUGUAAAGACGGCAGAGAACUGGAUGCGCUCUGGCAGGGUGAUAAAGGAUGGGGAGCAGCCGCUCAAGAUGUCCAAGAUCAGGGCAGUGACACUUCACAAACAGAGGGCUAUCGAGGUGGCAGCGGAGGCACAAGGCAUGGACGGGACCCAAUUACAGCAAGGAAUGUAUGCCCGUUGGCAGACCAAACUCUACCUUCCUCCGCCCAUAAUUGAGGGAAAAGUUCCGAAAAAUGAUUUUGGCAAUAUCGAUCUAUAUGUUCCUUCCAUGUUACCAGAGGGGGGCGUGCACAUUCCAUACAAAGGGACCGCGAAGAUUGCGAAGCAAUUAGGAAUCGACUACGCGGAAGCCGUGACUGGUUUCGAAUUCAAGAAUCGUCGUGCCUUCCCGGUUCUCGACGGAGUGGUGAUUCCGGAGGAUCGCGAAAGCGAGCUUCUCGAAGUUUACUGGAAGUCGGCACAAGCUGCCAGUGAAAGGGAGAAGCAGAAGAAGCUCGAGAAAGUCAUCAAGCAUUGGACGAGGCUCGUGCAAGGAUUGCGAAUUCGACAAAGAUUACAGGACAAAUACUACCAGACCGACACACACGAAGCAGCCGAGUCAAAGACAGAAAACGUAUCUAUCGAUUCUUUUAACUCUAAUGUCCCUGUAUCCGACGUUGCUCAUGACCAUCAUGAACAUAACAAGGGGAGUCUCGCACGUGAACUCGACGAAAACAUCACCCCGUACACGCUCCCACGGGACUGGCAUGAGACGAGUGAGAAGCAACCUCCUGGACAGAGUCAGGAUCAUUCCAGUCCCAGUGUCCCACCAAAGCUGGACAGAGCUGCAAUGACCAAUGUUAUUCAACAACCAGUUUGUGCCGAGGACAGAGCCGAGACCUCCGUGUCUCAAGUUGCUGAAGGAACCACUUCGGCAGCCCUCAAGGGCGCUCUCCUGGUCACGCCUAAAAGCAUGAACUCCUUUGCGGCAGCCUCGAUCGCGGAAUUUGCGAGAAAACCUGCUGAGGAUAGUAAAGCUUCACAGAUGAUGGGUCGGGAUACCGGUAAUGCACCGCCAGCCGGUUCCACUCGACGGCGCCAACGGCAGCGUGUUGACUACAAUGCGGACGAGUCGGGAGAUGAAGAUAACGAUUCUGUUCUCCGAAGAAAGACGAGAUCGGAGGCGGUUCCACCUUCUAAUCGAGUGCUUCGUUCUAGGAAUCUCAGGAGUUCUGCCAAGUGA
Cantharellus anzutake is the source of this 2877-nucleotide messenger RNA. RefSeq lists its product as uncharacterized. Gene Ontology annotation, cellular component: nucleotide-excision repair factor 2 complex; XPC complex; cytoplasm. Gene Ontology annotation, biological process: mismatch repair; nucleotide-excision repair. Gene Ontology annotation, molecular function: single-stranded DNA binding; damaged DNA binding. The coding region runs from base 1 to 2877 and encodes 958 amino acids. The record is from RefSeq and is a predicted model, not a curated record. The transcript has 11 exons. NCBI's taxonomy places the organism in Eukaryota, Fungi, Basidiomycota, Agaricomycetes, Cantharellales, Hydnaceae.